CUGGGAAGCUCCCUCAGCUCAAGCACAGGGGGGCAAGAGAGGUGACACACUUCCGGGUGUGCAUCUACGUGCUCUUCUCUAUUCCGCACGUCCUGACUUAAAUGUACAGCUAACCCAGGAAAACCCAAUAUUUUUAAUAUUGACACCAUCUGCACAAUUGUCCAGGGGGAAAUAAUGCCCGUUUCCCCCACGAUGACACACUUGCAAAUGUGUCACAGUCUACCGCCACCCCUUGUACUUCCAGGGAUUAGACAUUAUUUCAGGGUAACGACAGCUUCUUCCUAAGAGCUUCCACCAAUCUUCUCCCCCUUCCUCUACCUUCAGUUUGGUUGUGAAAUCAGUUAACCCAAGGGAAAUUUUCUCAGCUCUUCACUUCUGCUUUUUAAGACUAUAAAACAAGAGAGGGAAAAUAGUGGAUAACAAACCCUGCGGUGGCUCGAGGCAUAACAGGCUGAUCUGGGAUCCUCUCCGGCCAGGCUUCCUUGUGCAAGUGUCUGAAGCAGCUAUGGCAACAGUUCCUGAACUCACCUGUGAAAUGACACCUUUUGACAGUGAUGAGAAUGACCUGUUCUUUGAGGUUGAUGGACCCCAAAAGAUGAAGGGAUGCAUCCAAGCCCUUAACCUGGGCUAUCCAGAUGAGAGCAUUCAGCUUCAAAUCUCGCAGGAACAUAUCAACAAGAGCUUCAGGCAGGUGGUGUCACUCAUUGUGGCUGUGGAGAAGCUGUGGCAGUUACCUGUGUCUUGCCAAGGCCCAUGGACCUUCCAGGAUGAGGACCCGAGAACCUUCUUUUCCUUCAUCUUUGAAGAAGAACCCAUCCUCUGGGACUCAUGGGACGACGAGGACGUGUUACUCCACGACGCUCCCAUUAGACAGCUGCACUGCAGGCUCCGAGACGAACAACAAAAAAGCCUUGUGCUGUGUGAACCAUGUGAGCUGAAAGCUCUCCACCUCAAUGGACAGAAUAUAAACCAACAAGUGGUAUUCUCCAUGAGCUUUGUACACGGAGAAACAAGCAAUGACAAAAUACCUGUGGUCUUGGGCCUCAGAGGAAAGAAUCUAUACCUGUCUUGUGUAAUGAAAGACGGCACACCCACCCUGCAGCUGGAGAGCGUGGAUCCCAAACAACACCCAAAGAAGAAGAUGGAAAAGCGGUUUGUCUUCAACAAGAUAGAAGUCAAGACCAAAAUGGAGUUUGAGUCUGCGCAGUUCCCCAACUGGUACAUCAGUACCUCUCAGGCAGAGCACAAGCCUGUCUUCCUGGGAAACAACAGUGGUCAGGACAUAAUUGACUUCACCAUGGAACCUGUGUCUUCCUAAAGUAUGGGCGGAACUGUUUCUACUGCCUUCCCCAGGACAUGGUAAGGAGCUCCCUUGUCGUGAAUGAGCAGACAGCUCAGUCCUCUGCCAAGCCAGCUCACUCACCAUGAGAAACUGUGGCACAUUCUGUUCUAAGAAAGCCUGUGGUUUCUUCCUUGCCUCUGAUGGGUGACUACCUAUUUAUUUAUGUAUUUAUUGAUUGGUUGAUCUAUUUAAGUUGAUUCAAGGGGGAUGUGAGGCAGCAUUGUUUACAAAAGAAUCUAGUGGUCAGUGUGUAUGGAAUAAAUUGAAUUUGGACCAGUGCAUAGCCUGCACUGAGCCCUUUCAUUGAAGCUGAGAAUAAAUAGGUUUCUAUUAUGUGGAUGAGAAUUUUAUGAAAGAAGCACUAGCACAUUGUUUUGAUUACUAUGAAAUAAAUUUCACUA
This is a messenger RNA of Apodemus sylvaticus (European woodmouse), 1743 nucleotides long. RefSeq names its product interleukin 1 beta (gene Il1b). Gene Ontology annotation, biological process: positive regulation of immature T cell proliferation in thymus; cellular response to lipopolysaccharide; positive regulation of gene expression. The record is from RefSeq and is a predicted model, not a curated record. Gene Ontology annotation, molecular function: cytokine activity; interleukin-1 receptor binding. NCBI's taxonomy places the organism in Eukaryota, Metazoa, Chordata, Mammalia, Rodentia, Muridae. The transcript has 7 exons. The coding region runs from base 506 to 1318 and encodes 270 amino acids.